This is a messenger RNA of Dictyostelium discoideum AX4, 1674 nucleotides long. RefSeq lists its product as hypothetical. The transcript is spliced from 5 exons. The record is from RefSeq and is a predicted model, not a curated record. The coding region runs from base 1 to 1674 and encodes 557 amino acids. Lineage: Eukaryota; Evosea; Eumycetozoa; Dictyosteliales; Dictyosteliaceae.
AUGAGCUCUUUAGAAAAGAUAGAUCAACAAUUAAGUUUAUUAAAUCUCUCUAGAAAAGAGAUACCAAAGGAUGGUUCUUGUUUAUUUAGAUGUGUUAGUGAAUCAAUAUUUGGAACUCAGAACUAUCAUUCUAGAGUUAGAAAUCAAUGUAUAAAAUAUUUAGAAUUGAAUAGAGAUUUAUUUGAACCAUUUGCUUGUAUUCAUAAUCCAUGGGAAAAGUAUAUUCUUGAAAUGAAAAAAGAUGGUACAUGGGGUGGUGAAGUUGAAUUACAAGCAAUUUCUUUAAUUUAUGAAGUAAAUUUUAUAAUUUAUAUAGGUAAUGGUACAACAAAUGUUAAUAAUGGAUUUAAAAAAGAUAUUCAAUUAGCAUAUUGUCAUGGUGAACAUUAUGAUUUAGUCAUUGAUUCAAAGAGUUUACAAUUGUAUACCAAUUUUCAGUCAUUAGUUUAUGAAAUCCUUUACAAAGCAAUCGAUAAACAAUAUCCAUUAUUAGGUAUACCAUACUCAAAUAUACCUCUAAAAGUUUGGGAAGCUGAUGAUAAAAUAAAACAAAUUAGAGAUUCAAAAAUUGUUGAAAAAUUAUUAAAAACUCAAUCUGUUAAUAUUUUAGAUGAAUAUGAAAUAAAUAAAAAUAAAAAGAAACAAACCAAUAAUUACAAUAAUAGGAAUAGAAAUGUUAAAACAAGUAGUGAUACUAACAAUAUUGAUAAUAAUAAUAAUAAUAAUAAUAAUAAUAAUAAUAAUAAUAAUAAUAAUAAUAAAAAUCAAAGUGGAAAAAGAAGGAAUAACAAUAAUAAUAAUAAUAAUAAUAAUAUUAAUAAUAAUAACAAUAAUAGUAAUAAUAAUGAUAAAAGAGGUAAAAAUUAUUUAUUAUUAUCUACAGACUCAAAUGAAUCUAUAGAAUCUUCAGCAUCAGAGAGACAAUUAUCAACAUCAUCCUCUCCAACAAAUGAAUUGGUUGAUCAACAACAACAAGAACAACAACAAGAACAACAACAACCAGAGGAAGUUGAUGAAGAAUUAAAAGAGAUUUUCAGACAAAUUGAAUUACAAGAACUUGAAGAACAGAGAUUAAUUGGUCUCGAAAAACACUUUCCUACAUUACCUCCAUCAAAUCAUCCAAAACAAAAUAAAUUGGAAAUGUUUGAAGCUUCAAAUCAAACUACUACCACAACAUCAACUACAUCAACAACAACCACAACCAACACUUCUGGUGAUAACCCUGAAGUUGAAGAAAAACCCAUUGUUGUCCAACCACCAGUCUGGGGCAAACCACAAAAUUGGACAGAGAUUAUUUCAACUGCUGAACAACAACAACUAGAACUACAACAACAACAAUUACAACAACAACAACAACAAACUGAAAAUCAAACCUCACAAAAUGAACCUUUACAAAUAAAAUCAACCCAUAGAAACUAUAACAAUAGAAAUAAUAACUAUAGGAAUAAUAAUAAUAAUAAUAAUAAUAAUAAUAAUAAUAAUAAUAAUAAUAAUAAUAAUAAUAAUAAUAAUGGUAGUAAUAAUAGGAAUAAUAGUAAUAAUAAUAAUACCAGUCCCGAAAAUAAUAUUGGUGACAAUAAUGCUACUAAUAGAUAUAAAAACCAAAAUAACAGAAGAAAUUAUAACAACAAUGAUAAUCAACAACACAAACAACAAACCCAACCAUCCAAAUAA